UCCCUGCAACUGCUUCCCUCCACUCUGAACUGUAGUUUGGGAAGAUUUAAGAGGUCUGGGAGGUGCCUGUGUGGGUUUUAACUAACCCGAAACUGUCAUUAAUACAUCUCCACGCUCAGAGAUGGUUCCGGCAAGGCAUAGUACCAGCCUGGGUGCGCUUGCACCGGGACACUGUGGAAUCCUUCCCGGUCUGAGCCGGGUCUGCCAGUGAGGGGAUAUCCUUCCUCUUGGCCCGCUCUUGAGCUGUGGGUCUAGUGCUCUAACUGCUAAAUGCAUCUUGAGCGCCUUUAUUUCUGUUCAUCAUGGAAACUCUCCACCAGUGUCCACCUAGAGAAGACAUGACUAGUCCCUGUGGAUACCUGAGACACUCACUAAACUCCCCCACAGGUGUGCCAAGGACUUUGCGCUCUUGGGGGUCACCUAGCCAGCUUUGAAGCUGCCUUCUUGGCCCUGCCUUUGUACAAGUCGAUGCCCUCCUAGCCAGCUGCCGGGGAUGGAGGGCUUCAUGGACUCAGGGACACAGACGGAUGCCGUGGUGGUGCUGUCCUUGGCUCAGGCUGCUGUACUGGGCCUGGUCUCAGAAAAUGAGCUCUUUGGAGCCACCAUAAGCCCCGAGGCCUUCUACCCGGACCUAGGACCAGAUCUGUCUGGGGCGUCUAUAGGGGAGCCUGGGCCACCAGGACCCGAUGUGUACCAGCUGGCCUGCAACGGCAGGGCCCUGGAAGAGCCGGCAGAGGAGGAGGUGCUGGAGGUGGAGGCAGCCUUUGAGAAGCACACACGUCGGAAGACACGGCCCCCUGUGCGGCUGGUGCCCAAGGUCAAGUUUGAGAAGGUGGAGGAGGAAGAGGAGCAGGAGGUCUAUGAGGUUUCCGUGCCUGGUGACGACAAGGAUGCAGGCCCAGCAGAGGCCCCUACUGAGGUGGCCGGUGGCGGCUGCGAAGCCCUGGUGCAGAGCAGCGCUGUCAAGAUGAUCGACCUCAGCGCCUUCAGCCGCAAGCCCCGGACGCUCCGGCACCUGCCCCGAACUCCCAGGCCGGAGCUGGAUGUGACCCCGUACAACCCUCACUUCCCCGACCCGUCCCGAGACGGCUUCCCCGAGCCCAGCAUGGCGCUGCCUGGGCCAGAGGCCUUGCCCGCCGAGUGUGGGUUUGAGCCGCCCCAUCUGGCCCCCCUGAGCGACCCCGAAGCCCCCACCAUGGCAUCCCCGGAGCCUGUCAAGCCAGAGCAGGGCUUCGUGUGGCAGGAGGCCAGCGAGUUUGAGGCCGACGCGGCAGGCUCAACAGUGGAGCGCCACAAGAAGGCCCAGCUGGAUCGGCUGGACAUCAACGUGCAGAUCGACGACUCCUACCUGGUGGAGGCAGGCGACCGCCAGAAGCGCUGGCAGUGCCGCAUGUGCGAGAAGUCCUACACGUCCAAGUACAACCUGGUGACGCACAUCCUGGGCCACAACGGCAUCAAGCCGCACUCGUGCCCGCACUGCAGCAAGCUCUUCAAGCAGCCCAGCCACCUGCAGACGCACCUGCUGACGCACCAGGGCACGCGGCCACACAAGUGCCAGGUGUGCCACAAGGCCUUCACGCAGACCAGCCACCUCAAGCGCCACAUGCUGCUGCACUCCGAGGUCAAGCCCUACAGCUGCCACUUCUGCGGCCGUGGCUUUGCCUACCCCAGCGAGCUCAAGGCCCACGAAGUGAAACAUGAGAGCGGCCGCUGCCACGUCUGCGUGGAAUGCGGCCUGGACUUCUCCACCCUGACCCAGCUCAAGCGCCACCUGGCCUCCCACCAGGGCCCCACCCUCUACCAGUGCCUCGAGUGUGACAAGUCCUUCCACUACCGCAGCCAGCUGCAGAAUCACAUGCUGAAGCACCAGAACGUGCGGCCCUUUGUGUGCACCGAGUGCGGCAUGGAGUUCAGCCAGAUCCACCACCUCAAGCAGCACUCGCUCACCCACAAGGGCGUGAAGGAGUUCAAGUGCGAGGUGUGUGGCCGGGAAUUCACACUGCAGGCGAACAUGAAGCGGCACAUGCUGAUCCACACCAGCGUCCGGCCCUACCAGUGCCACAUCUGCUUCAAGACCUUUGUGCAGAAGCAGACCCUCAAGACCCACAUGAUUGUACACUCACCCGUGAAGCCAUUCAAGUGCAAGGUGUGCGGGAAGUCCUUCAACCGCAUGUACAACCUGCUGGGCCACAUGCACCUGCACGCUGGCAGCAAGCCCUUCAAGUGCCCCUACUGCUCCAGCAAGUUUAACCUCAAGGGCAACCUGAGCCGGCACAUGAAGGUCAAGCAUGGCGUCAUGGACAUCGGCCUGGACAGCCAAGACCCCAUGAUGGAGCUGGCAGGCACUGACCCCUCUGAGCUCGACAGCCAGCAGGAGAUGGAGGACUUUGAGGAGAGCGCCUACACUUACGCCGGUGUGGACAGCGGUGCAGAGGCCAGCGCCCUCACCGAGCAGGCCAUGAAGGAGAUGGCCUACUACAACGUGCUAUAGCGGGAGCCCGGCCACCCAGCACAGGGGAGGAGGCCUCGGGGAGUGGGGGUGAGACCCGGGUGCUGCAGGCCACGCCUCCUGCAGCCAGAAACAAGCUACUGCCCCACCGUCCCCAGUCCUCCCUCCCCAUUUGCACCACUAGGGACCUUUACAGACCAAAUGGAGACUGUACUACUGGCCUUGCUGGGAGCCAGGUGCGGGCCCAGGCAUCCCUGCAAGGAAAGAGAAACCAGGAGGCCCCCUCCAUGUCUCUGGCCUGCUACUGUGGGCAGGAGAGAGAAAGGCACAGGUUGGCAGGGUGUCUCAGGCCACCUCGGGCCCAGCAGAACUCUCCACAGGUCCUGGACUGCAGGAAGAGAUCCCGUGAACCAGGCCUGUAUCUUUCCUGGACCAACUCCUGCCUCUAGGGAUGCCUGAGCUCUUCCCCUGCUGGUCAGCACUGCCCACCCCACCUGCCCAGGCCAGAAGUCCCCUUCCCCGUCUUGUCACCAGACAGCCAGGCAGGGCACUCUGCCUUCUACCUCCUGGGCAUGCGUGUGGCCCUGGCCUGCAGGAAAGCUGGAGGAGCCCAGCCCCCAGCUAGUGCCCUCCCAGAUGGUCCCCAGAAGACCCCUGUCCUAUAGCCCUGUUUGGAAGUGAGUGCCCCUGAAGUGAAUCGUGACAAAUAUCAUCCAUUCUGUCCUGGGCUAGGGCACCACAUCAGGGUCCCCCACCAAACAAAAUGUAGACACACCUGUGUUAGGCACACUCUAACAAAGACACAGAGGAUGGGCAGGGUGAAGACUUCACUGGGGACCAAGAGGGACUGUCCUCAAGGGAGGCCAAGGGCCACGUGUGGGAGAAGGAGACUAAAGUAGUUUCUUAAGAACAGGUGUGCAUUUUGAGGGUGGGGUUAGCCAAGAGUCCUCAGGCUCCUAGGAAAGAGUAACAUAUUUAAAAAGGAAAAUGAAGACCAUAGAGGGAGUUUGUUUUUUUUUUUUUUACUAAAUGGGGGUAUUUUGAAGGUAAUUUAUUAUUAUUUUUUUUCUUUCCAACUCUGUGUCACUUGUUCUUUUUUCAAGGAGAAGCAUUCUUUUUCCAAAUGUAAGCUUUGCGUGCUGUGCGUGCUUCAUGCCUCCCCACCCAGAGCAGCCCGGCUGGGCUGGACCUGGGCUCAGUGGGGACUGAUGCUCUGGCCCAGAAGGCGCAGCUGUUGGCAGGGAGCCUCAGCAGGCCGGGUGGGAGACAGGGCAGGCAGAGGCCGGGCAGCCCUCCAACCUGCCCAGCCCCUCCUGCUGGUGACAGCUUUAGACCACGCACAGUGGCCAGGGCUGCUGACUCUACUUAGCCAGCAGCCCCCUCCCUAGCCCACCUGCUUUCAUCCCCCAUCCCCACACCAGCUCCUGUCCCUAAACAGAAGCCCACAGACCCAGGGCGGUGAAAUAGCACAUUCAGGAACUCUAGGGCACCCAGAUUCCCGCCCACUCACCUCCUGAGGCCUCAGGUGGGGAGGGGCAGGCAGGGCUGUCCCUGAAGGCACAGGUGAAGCCAGGAGUGGGGACAGCUGGACUGGGGAGACCAGUUGAAAUGCAGCUAUACCCCCAAGGCUGUUUCCCUAAGUGAAGGACCAAGCCAGGCCUCAGGGUGACUGAGAUCAGGUGGGGUUGGGGGUGGACACACAGUGGCCCCAGUGUGGCUCCCUAGGCCCCAAGGCCCCCAGCCUCCCAGGUGCCCGCCAUGAUGACCCUCAGGUGGCAGUGACUGCGGCGUCACUGUACAAGACAUUUUCUCCUGCUGAGCAGAAGGUAUCGCCCCUGCAAACUACCUCUUCCCACAAUGUCUUUCUCCCCUGGUACCAAAAAGAACCCUGUACCUCCUCCUCCCUCCCGCCAGCGCAGUGCCCUUGGUCUUGGAAACCGAAGGGAGAAGGUCUGGCCUGGUGUGGGGGCUCUGCGCUCUCCCCAGCCGAUGUCAGCACUGGCCCUCCACGAGGUCCCAUACUUGAACGCCCCUGCCCUGUGCCUUGUACCUGGGCAAAGUGAAGAGGAGCGGAGCACAACUUGGUGGAGCUGGGGUGGCCUUGCAAGGCUCCUGUCCUCACCCCUCCCCAACCUUCUCAGAAGGGGCCUGCGGCCUCCCAGUGACUCAAACUCCCGGACAAAUUCCAUUCUAACUUAUUUUGACGUGUAUACAAACCAACUGUUUAGAGAGUCCACUUGUGCAAAGCCCUACUGUGAUUUUAUGUUCCUGUUUAAAGAGAGGUUUACUUAGCAAUAAUUAUAAAUAAACAAAUAUUCUUUA
Marmota monax (woodchuck) is the source of this 4771-nucleotide messenger RNA. RefSeq names its product zinc finger protein 710 (gene Znf710). Lineage: Eukaryota; Metazoa; Chordata; Mammalia; Rodentia; Sciuridae. The transcript has 5 exons. The record is from RefSeq and is a predicted model, not a curated record. Bases 494 to 2491 code for a protein of 665 amino acids.